AUGGUUAAAGUAGUUUUAAAAUGGGGUACGAAAAAUAUAGAAGCUGAGUUAGAUUAGAGUCUUCCAGUGAUUAAAUUUUAGGAAAUCGUUUACUCAUUAACUAGAGUUCCUAUUGCAAGUUAAAAAAUUAUUUUUAAAGGAACCCUCUUCAAGCCUGAAACUGAUCUCUCUAAACUUAAAUUGUAAGAAGGUAGUGUUAUUACAUUGAUGGGAGCAGCUGAAGAAAAUGAAAUUAAAGAAAUCAAAGAAGAGAAAAAGUUCUAUGAAGAAAUGACUCCAGAAGAGCGCGCUUUAAUUUACAAAGAAAAAACAGGAGAAAUUUUACCUGCUGGUCUUGCAAAUAUGGGAAAUACUUGCUACAUGAAUAGUUCAAUCUAGUGCCUAAAGAGAAUUAACGAAUUAAAGAACUUCUUAUAAAAUAGAUAGAUACCUGCAGGUUAAGGAGCUUAAGGUUUAGUAGGUAUAGCUCUUUAAAGAUUGUUUAGAGACUUAGAUAAGAAAGGUGAAGCAGUUAAACCAAUACACUUUAUCUAAAGUUUUAUGACUGCAUUCCCAUAAUUCGCUGAAAAAGAAUAAGGUUCCAUAGCUUUUAAGCAAUAAGAUGCUGAUGAAUGCUUUUAAAAUGUUAUUUAAUGUAUUGAACCUUAAACAAACUAUGAAGACGAACUUGGUAACAAAACCAAUUUGAUAAAGGAUAUUUUUGAAAUAGAAUUUGAAGUCAAAUAAACAAAUAAUGACAAUAUUUAAGAGGUAUCAGUAAAGAGUGAGCGUUCUAAAAAACUUAUGUGCACAAUCGAUAACUAAUCAAAUCCAGUUAACUAACUCACUGAGGGUAUAGAAGUUAGUCUUUAAGGUACAGUAUAAAAGAAUGGACAAGAUGGAUUGCUUCACGAUUUUACCGAAACUAGAAGAAUUAAGAAAUUACCAAGCUACUUAGCUAUUUAAAUGAUGAGAUUCUUCUGGAAAUAAAAGUCUGAAAGCUCACGUACUGAAGCCACUAAAUCUAAAAUCCUUCGUAGUGUAGCCUUCCCAAAAAUAUUAGAUGUAACACCUUACUGUACUUAAGAUUUACAAGCAGCUAUCGAAAAAGGAAAAGAUUAUGAAAAAAGAUAGUAAGAAUAAGCAAAUAAAAACACAGAAGAGAAAUUUGCUGAAUAUAAAAGAAAGCUUGAGUCUGAAGGAAAAAUGAUACCAGAAGAUACUAAAGCUCUUUAUAAACAAUUUAAAGAAGUAUAAAAAGAAGAAGAUAUCAAAUAGCAUGAUGAAAAUCUCUAUAGACCUCAUGGUUAGGGUUUAGAUAAUGGUACUUAUGAAUUAGUUGCAGUAUUAACUCACUAAGGAAGAAGCGCUGACUCAGGCCAUUAUGUUGGAUGGGCUCAUAAAUCAGGAGAUGUUUGGUAAAGAUUUGAUGAUGAUGUAGUAACUGAGGUUUCUAUUGAUGAAAUUCUUGAUCUUAGAGGAGGUGGUGAUAGACAUAUGGCCUAUUAUUUAAUUUAUCGUAAACUAGAAAUUCUUUGA
Molecule: messenger RNA, 1518 nt
Organism: Tetrahymena thermophila SB210
Lineage: Eukaryota; Ciliophora; Oligohymenophorea; Hymenostomatida; Tetrahymenidae
Product: ubiquitin carboxyl-terminal hydrolase
Exons: 7
Biological process (GO): proteasome-mediated ubiquitin-dependent protein catabolic process; protein deubiquitination; regulation of proteasomal protein catabolic process
Molecular function (GO): protein binding; cysteine-type deubiquitinase activity; proteasome binding
Source: RefSeq, a predicted model, not a curated record